AUGCCUCCCAAGUCCGGAAAGAAGACCGCCGCCAUGCCCUACCCCCAGGGCAAGGCUGGCUCGUCCAAGAAGGCCGCUAAGAACCCUCUCAUCGAGAAGCGUUCCCGCAACUUCGGCAUCGGCCAGGACAUCCAGCCCAAGCGCAACCUGUCCCGCUUCGUCAAGUGGCCCGAAUAUGUCCGCCUGCAGCGCCAGAAGAAGAUUCUGAACAUGCGCCUGAAGGUUCCUCCUUCGAUCGCUCAGUUCCAGAGCACCCUGGACCGCAACACCGCUGCCCAGACCUUCAAGCUCCUCGCCAAGUACCGCCCUGAGACCAAGGCCGAGAAGAAGGAGCGUCUCGUCCAGGAGGCCACCGCCGUCUCCGAGGGCAAGAAGAAGGAGGAUGUCUCCAAGAAGCCCUACCACGUCAAGUACGGUCUCAACCACGUCGUCGGCCUCGUUGAGAACAAGAAGGCUUCCCUCGUCCUGAUUGCUCACGACGUUGACCCCAUUGAGCUGGUUGUCUUCCUCCCCGCUCUCUGCCGCAAGAUGGGUGUCCCAUACGCCAUCGUCAAGGGCAAGGCUCGUCUCGGAACCGUUGUCCACAAGAAGACCUCCGCCGUUCUGGCUCUGACUGAGGUCCGCUCUGAGGACAAGGCUGAGUUCUCCAAGCUCCUCUCUGCCAUCAAGGAGGGCUACACCGACAAGUACGAUGAGUCCCGCCGCCACUGGGGUGGUGGUAUCAUGGGUGCCAAGGCCAACGCCCGCCAGGAGAAGAAGCGCAAGGCUGUUGAGAACGCCAUCAAGGUCUAA
Molecule: messenger RNA, 792 nt
Organism: Penicillium daleae
Lineage: Eukaryota; Fungi; Ascomycota; Eurotiomycetes; Eurotiales; Aspergillaceae
Product: 60S ribosomal protein eL8
Exons: 4
Coding region: 1-792 (263 amino acids)
Biological process (GO): ribosome biogenesis
Cellular component (GO): ribonucleoprotein complex
Source: RefSeq, a predicted model, not a curated record